UUGAUACCGUUGUCACCGUAAUGAUUUCCAAGUAUAAAAACACUCGGGAGGAGGGCGUUCCAUCACCGAACACUUGAAACAUUUUUCGGCCAUGGCCUGCAUUAAGAAAUGAGAUGAAAAGUCAUCAAACUGACAAAGAAACAGAAGAAAGACGAAGAAACCCUCAAAAAGAGAAUAGUUUUGCAGCUAUGGCAGUCACUUCAAGUCCUGCUGAUUCGAAUGGAAUAGACGUUUUAGAGAAGAGUCAGGCAAAGUGUCCGGGAGUUCGUGUUGUUGGAGGGAGGAUCUAUGAUUCUCAAAACGGGAAGACCUGCCAUCAAUGCCGACAAAAAACAAUGGAUUUCAUUGCCGCAUGUACUGCUCAGAAAGGAAAUAAACUAUGUACUCUCAAGUUCUGCCACAAAUGCCUAUUGAACAGAUACGGAGAGAAAGCAGAAGAGGUAGCUUUGUUGGAUGACUGGCAGUGUCCCAAGUGUAGGGGCAUUUGCAACUGUAGCUUCUGCAUGAAGAGACGAGGUCACAAGCCCACUGGCAUACUUGUUCGCACAGCCAAGGAAAAUGGGUUCUCCUCUGUCUCAGAACUGCUGCAGGUUAAAGGUCCUGAAAAUUUGAGCCACUACAAGGAUGUAAAAGACAACAAUGUUUCACCGAAGAAGAGUGCAUUGUCAGAGGAGGAGUCUGCAGUUACUUCGCCACGGAAAUCAGGGAAUGAAGAUUCUUUUGAAGAAAACAUUGAUAUGAAUUUGCAUUCUCAGAAUUUAACACCCAUCUCUUUUGGGAAGAAAUCUAAGAAAACAAAAAGGAAAGGACAAGAGGAAGUCAGUGAUGGCAACAUGGAUGCUGAAACUAGGUUAGAAGAGAGUGGUCAGAAGAAAUCGAAAAAGGAAAGGACCAAGGAAGUUAGUAAUGGUGGUAGGAAUGGUGAAGCUAGUUCAAAGGCUAGAAUUACUGCAGAGGUUUCUGAAAACAAAGCGAAGACCAAUGAAAAGGAUAAAUGUGAUGUUGUCAAGGACAAGAAUGAAGAUGCUUUUGUGGAGAGGAGGUCUAAGACACAGCUUCAAGAGUUUUCCAAGAAUGAAGUUUUAAUCGGUACAAAUUAUUAUGGUGGUAUAGUUUGUGGUGUUAGAAAUGAUAAAAUUCGAACUGAGACCAAGAAGGAUGGAGACUCGUGCAAAGUUAACAAGUUUCCUUCAGAAUUUCAAACCAAAUCCAAGACAGCCAAAGAGAGGCGGCUUACCACAGAAAUUCAGAACAAAGAAAUUGACGUGGACAUUAAGUUACCUCAGGGAACCUGCUUAAUGGCUGUAGCAGGCUUUGAGUUGCCUCCUGACGAUGUCGGUAAUGCAUUGCAAUUCUUGGAGUUUUGUGCUAGUUUUGGUAAGGUUCUUGGUCUGAAGAAAGGGCAAGCUGAUACUAUACUUGGAGAAAUUGUAAAUGGUCAUAGAGAGCGUCGGUCGCAAUCCUAUCACCUAGCCCAGAUUCAUGUUCAGUUACUAUCAGUGAUACAAAAGGAUAUAGGAGAAGAAUCUCCCACCCUAACUGCAACAAAUGACAACUCAUGGUUUAAAGCUCUCGGGAAAUGUGUCUCGAAAUGCCUUUUCAUAUCGAAAGAAAUUCUCUCUGGUGGUUUUGACCUGGACAAUGACGGAUAUGAUAACUUAAAGAGCUCUGAAAAGCUUAGACUCUUGAAUUUUCUAUGUGAUGAAGCUCUUAAUACCAGAGAGUUGAGGAGUUGGAUUGAUGAUGAAAACUCCAAAUUUCUUGAAAGAAAGAAGGGAGCCAAAGAAAAAGUUUAUGCAGCAAAGGAAAAGGAAAAAAACUUGAAAAAGAAGAUGCAAGAUGAGGUGGCCAAAGCUAUUAUUGAGAAAAACGGUGCUCCCAAUUCUGUUUCUAAUCAUAAAGAACUAGUCUCACAAAUAAAAAGUGAAGCCGCACAAGCUCAUGCAGAAAUGCUUGAGGCCAUGGGCAUGGCACAAAAGAAGAGACUAUCCAAUGCUGUCAGAACAGACCCUGUCCUUCUGGAUGUUGAUGGCCGUGCUUUCUGGAAACUAAAUGGUCACGAUGGUCAAUCAGCUAUUUUGCUUCAAGAUAUGGGUGCAUGGAAUUCUGUUGCACCCAGUGAAAAAUGGGUAGCAUAUGCUGAUGAACAGAAAAUGGACAUUGAGAAAUACAUCUCUUUCUCGAGGACAAAAUUGCGUAGGGUUCAACAAAAAGCUACUGAAACCCCUUCAAUUGAAAUUGAUACUGAAACCUCUUCAAUUGAUAUUUGAUGAAACAAAGUCGGAAUGAUUUUCUGAUGUCCAUCGUUUGACAAAAAAAAAAUUGAGAUCAAGUGGAAAAUACAGAGGUUCGGUUGCUCCAUGGUCAAUGGCAUCUGAAGUUAUUGACCACUUCUUUUUUACAUUUGUUGCAUGCUCGAGAUAAAGAUGAAAGAUCAUUCUUUUAGAGGAAAAAUUGCUGCUGUAUGUGAUCCUCCUUGUAAAGGUUAUUUCCUUCUGUA
Populus nigra (black poplar) is the source of this 2500-nucleotide messenger RNA. RefSeq lists its product as uncharacterized. Gene Ontology annotation, biological process: regulation of DNA-templated transcription. The transcript has 14 exons. Gene Ontology annotation, cellular component: nucleus. Bases 114 to 2270 code for a protein of 718 amino acids. Lineage: Eukaryota; Viridiplantae; Streptophyta; Magnoliopsida; Malpighiales; Salicaceae. The record is from RefSeq and is a predicted model, not a curated record.